AUGGCCUUUGCGUUGUCUGAGGAGCAGUUUCGGUGCAUCAUCUGUCUGGAUAUCUUCAACAACCCUGUCUCCACCCCAUGUGGGCACAACUUCUGCCGGGGAUGCAUCAAACGUUUCUGGGACACGAGAAGUAAGUCAGAGUGUCCGCUGUGCAAAGAGGCCUUCAAAACCCGUCCAGAACUCAGGAUCAACGUGGGAUUGAAAGACAUCACCGAGCUGUUUAAAAAGUCUCCAUCAUACAAGCCAGCCCCACCAAGGUCACUACGAAAGACUGGGCUUUCACCAAGACAAAUUUCCCAGGAGGAAGUUCCGUGUGACAUCUGCCAGGGAAACAGCAUAGUGGCGGUCAAGUCGUGCUUCAUGUGCCAGGUGUCUUACUGUGAGAUUCACCUGACUCCUCACCUUAGGGAUCCGGUGUUGACGAAACACAGGCUGACCGAUCCGGCCACCUUCGUCACCAGUCACCUCUGCAGAAUUCACAACAAGCCCCUGGAUAAGUUUUGCAAGGGGGAUCAGACACCCAUUUGUAUGAAAUGCAGAGAGGUUGACCACAAACACCACGACAUCGUCUCCAUAGAGAAGGAGAGCAAGAAGGUCAGGAUUCAGAUUCAGAAAAUUGAAGCAGACUUUCAUGAGAUGGUCCAGGCCAGACUCGGUAAAGUUGAAGAGAUCAAUACUACAGCACAGCAGAGAAAGGAAUCCUAA
Messenger RNA from Anoplopoma fimbria (sablefish), 705 nucleotides. Its product is annotated as E3 ubiquitin-protein ligase TRIM47-like. The record is from RefSeq and is a predicted model, not a curated record. The coding region runs from base 1 to 705 and encodes 234 amino acids. Lineage: Eukaryota; Metazoa; Chordata; Actinopteri; Perciformes; Anoplopomatidae. The transcript is spliced from 4 exons. Gene Ontology annotation, molecular function: zinc ion binding.